Messenger RNA from Crotalus tigris (Tiger rattlesnake), 2655 nucleotides. It is a transcript of the gene ATP6V1C2, whose product is annotated as ATPase H+ transporting V1 subunit C2. The record is from RefSeq and is a predicted model, not a curated record. The transcript has 14 exons. NCBI's taxonomy places the organism in Eukaryota, Metazoa, Chordata, Lepidosauria, Squamata, Viperidae. Gene Ontology annotation, cellular component: lysosomal membrane; vacuolar proton-transporting V-type ATPase, V1 domain. The coding region runs from base 399 to 1547 and encodes 382 amino acids. Gene Ontology annotation, molecular function: proton-transporting ATPase activity, rotational mechanism. Gene Ontology annotation, biological process: proton transmembrane transport.
CGUCCAUCCCUGUCAGGCACCUCGAGAUCUGAACCACGCAAAGGCUGGAAGGGGGAGGCCAAGGAGGAGCUUCGGCAAGCGCCACUGGCCAGAGGAAAGCGGCAGGAUGGGUCUCUCCUCCCUCCAGCAAAAGGCGAAGCCGCAGCCGGUGGCGGUUCAGGUGCGGGUGGCUCCGCACCCUGCAAAGUCCAUUCCUCCCCUUCCGGCGUCUCUCGGAGCUGCGCCUGCUGCCGGCAAUGGAAGGGGCCGCCGCUACACGGUGAGCAGCACCUGUGGUGUCUCCCGAGGACGUGGGCAGUUAGGAGUGAUGGGAAAGGCAUUUUCGCCGAGCCGUUGUGAGCUACUUUCAACAUCCAAGUAGACUUGUAGUGAUUUGUACGCAGGGAUCCUUUUCUACCAUGUCAGAGUUCUGGCUAAUCUCAGCUCCAGGGGAUAAGACAAAUUUGCUUGCCUGGGACAGAAUGAACACCGUGACUUCGAAAGCCAACCUAUCCAGCAACAGCAAGUUCGCCAUUCCUGACCUCAAGGUAGGAACUCUGGACACACUGGUUGGCCUCUCAGAUGAGUUGGGAAAACUCGAUAGUUUUGCUGAAAGUGUAAUAAAGAAAAUUGCCCAGUAUAUUGGAGAAGUUUUAGAAGAUUCAAAAGAUAAAGUACAGGAAAAUCUGCUGGCCAAUGGAGUUGACCUGAUUAGUUACCUGACAAAGUUUGAAUGGGACAUGGCCAAGUAUCCAAUAAAACAGCCACUGAAGAACAUUUCAGAAGGAUUAGCAAAGCAAAUUACACAAAUUGAAGCAGACAUGAAAAGCCGAGCAGCUGUCUACAACAACAUCAAAGGAAAUCUUCAGAAUCUGGAAAGAAAAACGAUAGGAAAUCUUUUGACCCGAACAUUAACCGAUAUAGUGAACAAGGAAGACUUUGUGUUGAACUCCGAAUAUCUCAUCACUCUCCUUGUUGUAGUUCCUAAAUCAGGCUAUGUGCAAUGGCAAAAAACAUAUGAAUCACUCUCGGAUAUGGUGGUUCCUCGCUCUACGAAGAUGAUCGCUGAAGACGCUGAAGGAGGGCUCUUCACAGUCACCCUGUUCCGAAAAGUGAUUGAUGACUUUAAGACCAAAGCCAGAGAGAACAAGUUCAUGGUGCGGGAAUUUUAUUUUGAUGAAAAAGAACUGAAGUGUGAAAAGGACGAAAUGAGGAAGUUAGCUUCUGAUAAGAAGCAACAGUAUGGUCCUCUGUUGAGAUGGUUAAAGGUGAACUUCAGUGAAGCAUUUGUGGCUUGGAUCCAUAUAAAGGCACUAAGAGUUUUUUCAGAAUCUGUCCUCAGAUAUGGAUUACCAGUGAACUUCCAGACAAUGCUACUUCAGCCUAAUAAGAAAUCCAUGAAGAGGUUGAGAGAAGUACUAAAUGCAAUUUUCAAGCAUCUGGACGAAGUAGCAGCAGCCAGCCUAAUGGAUACUUCAGUUGACAUUCCUGGCUUGCAGCUAAGCAAUCAAGACUAUUACCCCUAUGUCUAUUUCAAGAUUGACCUCAGUCUUCUCGAUUCCAGCUAAAGUUUGCUGGGCCAAGUGUGACUUGUUUUUCAGUAUUGUUGGAUAUGAUUGUGAACGAAAUGUCACCCACUCAAGCUGUUUUGUUUUUAAUACAAAUAUAAUAGGAAUGUGGCCCUUUCCAUGCAGAAAGAGCAAGUAAUUUUAAGCACCUGUUAACUGUAGUUCCUAGAUUUGGCUUAAUGAUAAGCAGACUAAGUGCUUUUUACCAUUUUAACAGUUAAAAGAUCCUGGAAGCUUUUUCCUGAUUAUAUUAGAAAAGAUGCUUUGCAAGGUAUUGUGUUAUAAUUGUAUUUAUUGUAAAUAACCCUGAUCGUCUAGGGUUUUAAAAAAAUUUAAAAAGUAGUUUAAGGUAGAAAUAUCCUGGAGUCAUACAUCUAAUUUGUUUAAUGUAUUGAUUCAGUCAAUACAGCAGUUACACAUUAAAAUAGGAGGAAAUGUGUUUGGGAAAUUAAUUUUAAUUUAACUAGUUGCUUCAGUUUAGCAUGUAAGAAAUCCAGAUAAAAAAUUUUAAUCCCUUUUUUCAGUGAAACAGCUUUCCCUUCCACUGAAGACUGACUCACUGUAGACAUAAUACAGAAUUUGAAAUCUCAUUUUUUUUCCAGUUUGUUGAAAGUACUAUGGUCUUUUAAGUGUCCAACGUGGAUUAGAAUAAAUGGCAGCACUUCCUCUCACCACCAUUGGUUGACAAUGUUACAGUAUAGAUAAACCUCCUUCAAUGCUGCUCAAAGGGUAGUUUACAAAAAAAAAAAAAGUAAAGCCUAACAAAAAGCUCCAAUGAUGCUGGAGCCUUGGAGGCCCUAGAGCAGGGGUGUCAAACUCGUAACAUCACGUGACGUGAUGUAUUUCAACUUUUUUGCCAUUGCCAGCAAUGGGGUGGGUGUGGUUUCGCUAUGAUGCAUCCGGCCCAUGGGCCGGCAGUUUGAUACUCCUGCCCUAGAGUAAAGUGAGCCUUUUUUUAAAAAAGAGAAAUACUGCUUUUUGGGGAAGGAGAAUAUAACACUGAUACUUGGGAUUUUUCUUAUAUCCUUCCAAAGAAAUCACGUCUUCUGUUAUAGGAGUAUUAUACUUUACAAUUUAAUAUUAUACUAAAAUUAGUCUCAAAUCAUAA